CCCCAGCGCUGGAUUCUGGUCACCAUCCUGCGGCCCCGCAGCCCUCGCCGUAUCCGUGGACCGCGACUCCGAGAGCACAGCUCCCAUCCGGAGGGCCCCGUCGCUCGGCUUUCAAGGCUCUGAAUGGCCAGUGAAGAGAGAUGUUCAACCUAAUGGCCAAUUGUUGCACCUGGUUAAAACGGUGGCAGGAGCCUGUCAGGAAGGUGACAUUAAUAAUGGUGGGUCUUGAUAAUGCUGGGAAAACUGCUACAGUCCGAGGAAUUCAAGGAGAGUCUCCUGAAGACGUAGCUCCAACAGUUGGGUUUUCCAAGAUUGACCUUAAACAGGGACGCUUUGAAGUCACCAUUUUUGAUUUAGGAGGUGGAAAACGAAUUCGGAACAUAUGGAGAAAUUACUAUGCUGAGUCAUAUGGUGUAAUAUUUGUUGUGGAUUCUAGUGACAUUGAAAGAAUGGAAGAAACAAAGGAAGCCAUGUCUGAAGUUUUAAACAGCCCUAAGAUAUCAGGGAAACCCGUGUUAGUGCUGGCAAAUAAGCAGGACAGAGAAGGAGCUCUGUCAGAAGCAGAUGUAAUUGAGACCUUAUCUCUGGAAAAGCUUGUCAAUGAACACAAAUGUCUGUGUCAGAUUGAACCUUGCUCAGCUGUCAUGGGCUAUGGGAAAAAAAUUGAUAAAUCAAUUAAAAAGGGUUUAUAUUGGCUUCUGCAUAUCAUAGCAAAAGAUUUCGAUGCCUUAAAUGAGCGCAUCCAAAGAGAUACUACAGAACAAAAGGCAUAUGAGGAACAAAAGAAACGAGAACGAGCUGAGCGAGUGAGAAGGAUACGAGAAGAAAGGGAAAGAGAAGAAGGAAGAAGUGUACAUGAUGAGGAGGACCCUGAGCCUGGGAAUUCUGAAAACCCUUUCCAGCCUAUAGCUGCAGUAAUCUCUGAGAAUGAAAAACAAAUUGAGAAGGAAAAGAAGCGGCAAAGGUUGGAGACUGAAAAGGCGACUGUUGUUUCAACAUCUCAAACAGAACAGGAACAAGUGGAUGCCCAGCAAUUAUCAAUUAACGGUAGUCAAAAUACAAAUGGCACCAGACUAGAAACAUGCAAUUCUACUACUGCACAGCAUUUGCAGCAUGAAGAAAAUGAGCAGCAAACCUCAGAAAGCCUUGACUCAGAUAACAGUAAGAAGAAAAAUAAAAAAACAAAAUUAAAAAGAGGCCACAGAGUAGAACCCAUUAAUGGAGAUGAUGCAGUUCCCCCAAAUCCUACACCACCAGCAGCUCUUCCACCAGUUGGAUGGGGAACUCCUAAACUUAAUAGACUUCGAAAACUCGAGCCUCUUGGUGAAACACAUCAUACUGAUUUCUAUGGAAAACCUCUGCCACCAUUAACUGUACGCCAAAGACCAAACAGUGAUGCCCAUGAUGUCACUGCUUAACUGGAUCCCAGAUAACAAUGAAAAAGCAUUGUCAAGAAAUUGUAUUGUAAAAUGGGUUUUGUCCAUGAAGAAAAAUUUUUAAAAUGACAGUCUAUGAGCUUCUUGCAAAGUAAAAAUUUGGUAACAAUUAAACACAGAGUUCAUUCUGUUCUACUUUGUCAUUUACUUUUCACAUCACCAGCACUUCAGGGUGAAGAAAGCAUGAAAGCAAGGAAGAUCUGUGUUUUCAUGGAAGCUCCUAUGAACACAGUACGGAAUACAUGUUGGGUUUACUUGUGAAAAUCCAUAGCUAUAAACCCGAAGAAAAAUACCUUCAAGAUGAUAAAAUAUUGGAUUGUAUGUUCUCUUUGACACCUUUCACCAGGUGCUGUGCAGUGGUUGACAUUUUUGCAGCUAAUAAAUGGUUCUAAUGCAUUUUUUUUAUGUAUGUUAGGGUGAAUAUAGGCAGGUUAAAUAACAAAUAUCAAGUAUAUUUUUCUAACUUUUUAUAAAACUAUUUGAAAAUAUAUGUGGAUUUUCCUACCUACUAUCAAUAAAACAACACCCAGAAAGCAUUAGAAAGCUGAUACCUAAAUACAUGCAAGUAAAAUGUGUUUGGCUUAACAUUUUUCUUACAGUAGCAAUAUCUCUUAUUAGGGAUUACAUUACCUUUAUUACUUAUUUCUGGCAAUCUGAAGGGAGGUAGGUAGAAAGGGAACUUUAAUAUAAAUACAUUUUUUACAAAAUUAAGCUAUUUGAAUCACCUGAUUUUUUUCUUAUACAUUGUUUUAGUUUUGUUAACUGAGUUGGGUGUAGGUAAUAAGUUCAGUUUGAAAAAUAGAGCUGAAUAUUGUUUUGUCUGUUACGACAUACAAUCAAAUUGCACACUGUGAAAGUUUUGCACUAAUUCAGUCAUCAGUUCUGAUGAAAAACUGAAUCAUCCAAUAUGCGUUUAAGCUCCAGCACUUUUUAAUCUCAUUAACAGUAAAAUGCCAUGUUGAAAAUAAAAGAAUCUCCAGAAUUUUAAGAAGUUAUAUAAUGUCCCUGUGUAGUGUUUUAAUUUUACAUUUAAAAAGAUCAAAUACAAGGAAUAUGUAAAACAGGUUAGAAAUGGUUAUGUUACGUGGUUACUGACAUGCUCUAUAUGCCGUCUUUCCUUUUACUUUCGACGCAACCAUUGGUAUAUUAUACAAAAGUAUAUAGCCGUGCCACUUAGUUACAAGGACAGAACCCUUAUUCAGAGUCUUUUUAAGAAGUGCUCUUUGCUGAUUUUCCAUUCUGCUCUCAGUUUUCCAUAAAGUGAUAUUAUUUAAUGAUUGGAGAAGAAAUUACAUUAAUGUGAUGCAUUCAGCACUUUGACGUUAGAAAUCUUUGCUGCAUACCCGCAGUGUCAAUAAGUUACACAAAUAAGUAUACCGUAUUGAAAUGACACGAUUAAUUAAGAUUUUAAGAGUAUGUUUGAGUGGAGAAAAGAAUCAGUCUUAAAAAUAUGAAGUUUAAAUUGGGUAGAGAGGAGUAUUCCAGGCUUGUAAAUUUGGCAGACAGACAAAACAAUUUGUAUGUGGCUGUCAGAAUGAGAACACUUUUCUUAUAUUCUAAUAGUGUAUUAUGGUUCAGUUUGAUGAUUUGAGAGAGUUAGUCAUUUUCACUUCAAACAAACAUAUUUACUGGAGGAAGGAUUGAAUAUUUUUUUAUAAGUACAAUCCCAAUCUUAACCAAUUUUAAUCUGUUACCACUUCAUUAUUUUGGCUUCAUUAUUUUGACUCCAUUUUUGCUUCUUUUUUAUUUAUUUAUUUUUUUUUUUUUACAGUUUCAGUUUCUAGAAAUGCAUUACCCUUUUAUAUUAACACUAAUAAAAAAUAAAUUAAUUGAAGUCUUUAUUAAAAAAAUAAAGCUAAAUACUGCUGUGGAAACAAAAUUUGAGAAACUAAAAGGUAAGAUGUUGUUACUUAUGUGUGGAAUGUGUGCUAAGCGUCUUGUGCGUGUGGACAGGUGUAUCAGUUUUGUUUCUGCUUUUAAAAUAAUCUGUACCAAUAAAUGACCAAAGUACUAAAAA
Centrocercus urophasianus (Greater sage-grouse) is the source of this 3453-nucleotide messenger RNA. RefSeq names its product ADP ribosylation factor like GTPase 13B (gene ARL13B). Gene Ontology annotation, biological process: non-motile cilium assembly; receptor localization to non-motile cilium. Gene Ontology annotation, molecular function: GTPase activity; GTP binding. Lineage: Eukaryota; Metazoa; Chordata; Aves; Galliformes; Phasianidae. Bases 141 to 1418 code for a protein of 425 amino acids. Gene Ontology annotation, cellular component: non-motile cilium; ciliary membrane; motile cilium. The transcript has 11 exons. The record is from RefSeq and is a predicted model, not a curated record.